Messenger RNA from Capronia epimyces CBS 606.96, 519 nucleotides. RefSeq lists its product as uncharacterized. Gene Ontology annotation, cellular component: mitochondrial crista junction; MICOS complex. NCBI's taxonomy places the organism in Eukaryota, Fungi, Ascomycota, Eurotiomycetes, Chaetothyriales, Herpotrichiellaceae. The coding region runs from base 1 to 519 and encodes 172 amino acids. The transcript is spliced from 2 exons. Gene Ontology annotation, biological process: cristae formation. The record is from RefSeq and is a predicted model, not a curated record.
AUGGGAUUCACUACGGGAUUCCUCGGAGGUGUGACCUUGACAUACUCGCUGUUGUAUUUCUCACUAUACGUGCACCGGGCGAACCGCAGUGUGCAACGAUCGCUCCUCUCUCAACAGGCGACGCUACUCAAUUCCGUGGUCGAGCCUCUACCUCCGCUACCAGACCCACCUGCCUAUGAAGUGCGUCGAGCAGGGCUCGUCGAGGAGCUCAAGGAUCGUUGGAACAGCGAGAUUGAACGGCUAGUCCGCAAUUUCCAGGAGACGGAUUGGACAGAGAAACGCGCGCGCCUCGAGGAGCAAGCAGCUGUUGUAUGGACGAAUGUGAAGUCGUCGGAGUCAGCUCAUGAGCUGGAGUCGAAGGCUAAACAGCUGGAGCAGAAGGUAAAGGACACGAUCACUGAUGGGACUGGGAAUGUGAAGGAUGCUGUGGCUCGAAAGGCAGAGAAGGUGGUGGCUGGCGCUGAGGACAAGGUGAAGGAUCAAGUUGAGAGGGAACCACGGUUGCUGGAGUUGAAAUGA